GGAUCAAGCUCGAUUGGGAAAAAAAAAAAAAAAAAAAAAAACCUGACCUAGGCUACCAGCCGGGCCGCCCGGGUCCCAGGUGACCAACGAGUUGCUGUCCUCGAGGAUACCGUGACGAUAUUGAAAGCUCGUCACGAUGCAAUGGUUGCAUGCGAGAAUGAGAAGAAAGCCGAAGAAGAAGGGGUGAAGCGUGAGAAGGCUGAAGAAGAGAACAAGUUGAAAGCGAAGAAGGAGAGAGAUGAUUUUCAUGCUCUCAUCAGUGCUGAGAUGAACACUAAAAUGGAUCGAAUGUUUGAAGUUGUACGUGGUAAGAGUGCCCCUACGCAGGAGCAGGAGAUUGCCAAAUUGAAGAAGCAGAUCGAGAAAUUGCAAAGUUUGCAGAUGCUGAAGAACGGUUCUACCUCUCAGACUAACUGGAAUGGCACCAGCUGUUCGGGCAACCAGGUCGCUCAGGACGAAGUCUUUGCUCGGCUCAUGCAAUCUCAGGAAGAGUUGAAGUCCAAGCUCGAAAAGCGAGUGGAGUCCAUUGAAGGAGAAAUUCGUUCGUUGAAACUGAUGAAGGAUGAAGCGACUGCUGAAGCCGAAGUUUGGAAGAAGGAAGCCCUUCGAACGGGCAACAAGAGGAGCCGGAUUGCUUUAUCUCCCAGUGCUCAGUUGAGGGCUGACUCUCGCUCCACGCCUGCGUGAUCUCCUUGUAAAGCUCCCAGUGAUCAUGCAUCGCUGGUGGAAUUACACAACUUGGAAGUUAACGCGUUGAAGGAAUUACGAU
This is a messenger RNA of Chara braunii, 769 nucleotides long. The record is from the annotation of a GenBank genome assembly. NCBI's taxonomy places the organism in Eukaryota, Viridiplantae, Streptophyta, Charophyceae, Charales, Characeae.